AAGCGCAAGAACGUACCUUGCAUACUGUCCACAGGUCGCCCGCCAUGAGCUCCUAGGUCGUUCCGUCCAGAAUUGUGAGCGCUCAUGGAUUUGCCGCAUGUGUGCAUUCAGCAUCCACGAUUGCAGCCACUCUACAGCAGCGGUAAGGGUACCAGAAAAAGCCCAAAUCGAGGCACAACUGAGGAUGAAGAUGCUCGCAAGGCGCACGCGCUUUUGGAUCAAAGCUCAAACGACUGUGAGAGCCAAUGUCUCCAAGAGAUCCAAGGGAAUCCUCUCUCUGAGCAAGCCUUGAGGUCCACG
Messenger RNA from Ceraceosorus guamensis, 300 nucleotides. RefSeq lists its product as hypothetical. The transcript has a single exon. Bases 98 to 292 code for a protein of 64 amino acids. Lineage: Eukaryota; Fungi; Basidiomycota; Exobasidiomycetes; Ceraceosorales; Ceraceosoraceae. The record is from RefSeq and is a predicted model, not a curated record.